AUGGGCCGACACUCCAAAGCAACUACUGCACGUCUUGGGAACCUCAACCACCCUAGAAGGUCCUAUAAACCCACUGUAGAAGAUGUGAGCGAGUCAGAAGAUGAAGAUUACAUCCCUACCAGCAACAGGCAGCCACUCCUCGAAGAAGGCUUCUUCUUCCUGGAUGAAGACUUGGAUUCAGACUCGGACUGGGACCCAGAGGAUGAGGAGGAGGUGGAGGUUGAUGAGGAAGAACUAGAGGGGCUGAAGAAUGAGAGCGACAUUCAUCAGUUUGCAGCUGUUCUCUGUGAAGCUCAAGCUCUUGCUGUAAAGGCUGAACGUGAAGCAGCAGCUGAUAAGCCCAACCGCCCAAAGCACUACACUGGGAACUCGAAACGAAGCCAGCGGCUCCAUGCCUUCAAUUCGGAAGAAACAGUCUCCGAGGAUGAAUCUGGUUCAGACUCAGACUCAUCACCUGAAGACCCACCCACCGAAGAUGUUGAGGCAAGCAUGGGCCGGCUCUUCCCUGAAAGAGAUGAAUUGAGCAAUGAAAUGAACCCGGGGCCGUUGCAUGACACUACAGGCACCCAGAGUGACACACGAGUGAGAUCUGCAAAGGAGGAAGUCGAAGAGCUCCUGAAGCAGUUGCGGAACGGAUGUCGCCCUUUGGAUGACAGCCCUGAGACAAGGACUGAUGUCCUGUUGAAUGGAUUAUGCUACAAGGACUUUCCUAUGCUGCGUCGUGCACUCGCAAAACUCACCGUCAAGAGCAAAGACAAGAAGCUUGAUGUGUUCUUCCGAAGCUGA
Molecule: messenger RNA, 786 nt
Organism: Cyclocybe aegerita
Lineage: Eukaryota; Fungi; Basidiomycota; Agaricomycetes; Agaricales; Hemipholiotaceae
Source: the annotation of a GenBank genome assembly